UAGUGACAAGUGAUAAAAAUGGAACCAUGAUUCCACCGUAGGUUAUUUAACAUUAUGCAAUGUAGAAAUAGAUCGGUGUUUUUAAACACGCCAUCUUUUGCAGAAAACGUUGAUAUAAAUAAUGACUAAUUAAUCAAUUUCAACACCGCCUGGCUUGCCAAACAUAUUACUAAAGCUUUCUGAGCAUUACAAUCGUCUCCAUUUUAAGUGCCGGUACGCUAAAUGGUUAGCCAAAUUUUGAUUUUGAUUUUGUGACAUGUCCAAGCAUUUACAAUUCUACAUUUCUAAGUAAAAUCGAGCACUUCAGAUACCGCUACACUAACGUUUGUCACAUCUUGAGGGCAAUUUGACGCGAAUUAGAGCAUAAUAAUGCACCCAGCGCGCGUGCGCAUCCCGUCAGUGCCUUGACAGCCGCAUAGAGAGCCGCGUGUGACAUUGACUCUACUGGCAGGAGACAUGACUCUGGGAGAUAUGCUGUCACACAUGGGAGUCGGGACGAAACAUCUCAGUGAGAGGUAUUCCGACUACGCGCAGCCUUCCCAUGACCAGCACGUAUUCUACGGGUACGAACAUUCGCAGCCAUCGCACGGACAUGUCACUUAUUCCAAACACGGUCACGGCGGCAUUCACAAGAGCAAUGCAGCUAUGUCAGCUCUGACUCUGCUAGCGUUUCUUUUCUUUUUGCACAUCCUUCAGCAAUGCCUGAGGGACCACAUGACCGCCAUGCAACAACCGCAACUCAUGGUAAUGACAGGCGGCCGCAUAGGAGAAGAAAACAUCUCUAAAAGGGCGGAUAUAAAAAAAAUCGACAAAAGCGGUGACAUUUCAACGAAUGACGAGAAACAAUCUCAAGCGGACCGCAACGAAAAUGAUAAUAAAAAUACUUUCUAUGACGAUGAAACGUCCGAAGAUAAAUAUUUAAUGAAAGUAAUCACGGCAGAUAAAGCGCCGAAAACGGGAACGCAAAAAUAUAAAUAUAAUUUUAAAAGUUAUAGCAACCGAAGUUCCGGGUUUCCGAAAUUUGUCAGUGCCUCCCACGACUAUCAUUGA
This is a messenger RNA of Cydia pomonella (codling moth), 1050 nucleotides long. RefSeq lists its product as uncharacterized. The record is from RefSeq and is a predicted model, not a curated record. The coding region runs from base 457 to 1050 and encodes 197 amino acids. NCBI's taxonomy places the organism in Eukaryota, Metazoa, Arthropoda, Insecta, Lepidoptera, Tortricidae. The transcript is spliced from 3 exons.